Lotus japonicus is the source of this 3387-nucleotide messenger RNA. RefSeq names its product glutamyl-tRNA(Gln) amidotransferase subunit B, chloroplastic/mitochondrial-like. The transcript has 10 exons. The record is from RefSeq and is a predicted model, not a curated record. Lineage: Eukaryota; Viridiplantae; Streptophyta; Magnoliopsida; Fabales; Fabaceae. The coding region runs from base 1167 to 2807 and encodes 546 amino acids. Gene Ontology annotation, molecular function: glutaminyl-tRNA synthase (glutamine-hydrolyzing) activity. Gene Ontology annotation, biological process: mitochondrial translation; glutaminyl-tRNAGln biosynthesis via transamidation.
UUUUUUUUCAUCGCAUAUCAAUUUAUCCAUCUGGGUUGUCUUCAUUUUGCAAUUCUGGAUUGUGGGUUGGUUGUUGGGUUGGGAUUCGAGGUGGGGGUGGUGGAGGUGGAGGGUGUAGGGUAGAGACAGUUUCAUCAGCGACUACUUGGUGAGGCUACUGCUGAUAAUGCAAAAAUUUUCAUCAGGGACAAAGGUUCUGUAUUUGGAAACUUGCUUCCAGUAGUGUCUAGCUGGGUUGGUUGAUUUAGACUUGAAUUCUCUGUAUUCAGAAGUCAGGUGACUUGUGUCGUUUGUAGCAUUACCACCACUUUGUAAAAUAGUUACUUUUUGCUCAACAAGCAGGGACACCUCUGUUUUCUAAACAUAUUCUUUUAGUUUUCACUUUUCUGUGAAGUGUUGUGUUUGGAGAUAAUUGUCAAUUGCUUCCUUAUUGAUACAGUAGAAAGUACAAAAACAAUCUGAAUUCCUUUGUUCAUAAAUAAUGUGAUGCUUCUAUGUUUUGUUCUCAAAUGGGUUUGUAUAUUUUCUUGCUACAUGUUUUCAUUUUCUGGAUUGAAAGUUCUGUUCAUUUCUGAUCUCAAGUACUUUCAGCACUGUAAGAUUCAAUUCAAAUGUGUCAUACUAAACCAUAAUAAAAGCAGUGAUAUAUUUAUAUCCAUAAUCUUUGCCAUAGUUUGAAGAGUAUCAUUUUUCUGUCUCAUGUGAUAUUUUUGCUUCCACAAACUUUUCCAGAAGGUUAUCCCUUUCUGAAUAAACAUAUGGUCCAUUGCCAAUGAUAUAAAAUGCUUCAAUCACUGAAUCUUUUAUAAUCUAUCAUUAAAUGAUUGUUAGCAUUUCUCUCCAUAUUUCUCAAACAUCACACCUUUGUCCCGGACUGAUUGGAUACUCAAUGCAGAAUUUGGGUCUGGUCUAGUUGUGUUCUUUUAAAUUCUGCUUAUUUUACUAUUCUCUAAUUUACUUUUUUCUAAUGACUUGUCUGAUGGGCUCUAGCUUGUUCAAUUGAGAUUAAUUGUCUUUAUGACUAAAGGAGAGUCAUCAUCAUCAUCAUCAAUUCUAGAUGAUGAUUUUGAGGUUGUUGAGAAAUGUGAACAAGGUCAAAUCUUGCCCAGGUUCCACAAUAUUCCUGGCUCCGCCACUGUUUCUAACGUGAUUCAGUUCCUUCCAGAAUGGCUUCCGCAAUCUUCAGAACCUUCCAAGUUCACCCCUUUCUACUUUGUCCAGCAUUAUUUCUCAGAAGAACAAAUGGGGUUUUGCGCUGCGCAUCGUCACAAUCCCAAACAGAGACCCAACAGCGGCAGCAGCACCCACCACAAACCAAGGUUUCAACCCAGUCCAAGAAGCUUGACAAAAUCCCAAAAGACUAUGAAGCUGUCAUUGGCAUUGAAACCCAUGUUCAGAUCUCCACUCUCACCAAAGCAUUCUGUGGUUGCCCUUACAGUUAUGGGUCACCUCCCAAUAGCAGUGUCUGUCCUGUUUGCAUGGGCUUGCCUGGUGCUUUGCCUGUUUUGAACUCCAAGGUUAUUGAUUUUGCUGUCAAGCUGGGCCUUGCUCUUAACUGCAACUUGUCUUUCAACUCCAAGUUUGAUAGGAAGCAAUAUUUCUACCCUGACCUUCCUAAAGGGUAUCAGAUUUCUCAAUUUGAUGUGCCAAUUGCUGCUGGUGGCUACCUUCAUGUGGAUAUUCCAGUGGAGUUUGGUGGAGGCCACAGGAAGUUUGGCAUUACUAGGGUUCACAUGGAAGAGGAUGCAGGGAAGCUCUUACAUACAGAAAAUGGGAAUUACUCUCAGGUUGAUCUAAAUAGGGCAGGGGUGCCUUUGCUUGAGAUAGUUUCUGAGCCUGACAUGAGAAACGGUAUUGAAGCGGCAGAAUAUGCAGCAGAAAUACAGAGAUUGGUACGAUAUUUAGGAGUGAGCAAUGGCAAUAUGCAAGAAGGUUCUCUUCGUUGUGAUGUAAAUGUAUCAAUACGGCCCAUUGGGCAAUCAAAGUUCGGGACAAAGGUUGAAAUAAAAAAUUUGAACUCAUUUUCAGCAGUAAGCAGAGCUAUUGAUUUUGAAAUUGCAAGGCAGGUGCAACUCCAUAGUAAUGGCCAGGAAAAUCAGAUAGUACAGGAAACUUGUCUAUGGGAAGAAGGCUCUCAGAGAACAAUUACAAUGAGGAUAAAGGAAGGGCUCGCUGAUUAUCGGUAUUUUCCCGAACCAGACCUUCCAGCUGUAAUCGUUUCCCAGGAAUAUGUUGAUGGUAUUCGAAAUUCUUUACCAGAGCUUCCAGAAGAAAAGCGUAGAAGAUAUGAGAAGAUGGGCUUAAGCAUGCAAGAUGUUCUUUUCUUGGCUAAUGAUCAAAAUAUUGCAGAAUUUUUUGAUGCUACUCUUGCAAAGGGUACUGAUGCAAAGCUAGUUGCCAACUGGAUAAUGAGUGAUAUUGCUGCCUUCAUGAAAAAUGAGAAGUUGAGCAUAAAUGAAAUAAAGCUUACGCCUGAAGAGUUGUCUGAGUUGAUAGCUUCCAUUAAAGGUGGAAUCAUCAGUGGCAAGAUCGGGAAGGAGAUACUAUUUGAGCUAUUAGCCAAGGGUGGCAGUGUCAAGGAACUCAUAGAGAAAAAGGACUUGGUUCAGAUAGCAGAUCCUGCUGAGAUUGAAAAAAUGGUGGACAAAGUGAUUGCUGAGAAUCCGAAACAAGUAGAGCAAUAUCGAGGAGGGAAAACUAAACUGCAAGGCUUUUUUGCUGGCCAGGUAAUGAAGUUAUCUAAAGGCAAGGCAAAUCCUGGUCUCCUUAACAAGAUCCUCUUGGAGAAAUUGAAUUCAAAGAGCUGAUGCAUGCUACGCGCUUUUUAGUCAUGAGAAUGGCAUAACAUAGAUAUAGACAUACAUUUUCCAAUUCGAUGCAUGGCUUCUUACUGAGUUCAUGGUAAGUGCUGAUCCCUGAUAAUAUCCGGCCAGUAGACAAAUGAAAAAUUAAAAGUGGAAGGUUCUUAUGUUUGCUCAUUGCAAGCUGAGGUGAUCAGUUAUAUUGGCUAAAAUAUUUUAUCCGAUUGUAGAAAUAGAUUCUGAAGGGUUUUCACAUCAACUAUUGAGACUUGGGUGCUCUGUCCUUGUUUUCUUCUGCAGAAGACAUAGCCAUUAUCUGAGGUGAUUUAAAAGGACAUGCAGCUUCCCAACCAUGCAGUUGAUAUCUCCAGUUAAUUGAUGGCUGCAAAAUUUCUUCAUGUAUCUCAAUGUAUUUUGAUUUUAGAAUGAGAAUAAUUUCAUGUUCUCUCUUUUGCUCAAACAAUAACAAGAGUCAAGAGAGCAGAUGUACCUUUUGCACAAUUGGCAGUUUUUGCUCCUACUCUACAUGAAUUCAUCUUCUGAUUAAUUUAAUUGAAGGAAUUACAUGAAACAGUUUUUGUUUUCA